Molecule: messenger RNA, 4309 nt
Organism: Ziziphus jujuba (common jujube)
Lineage: Eukaryota; Viridiplantae; Streptophyta; Magnoliopsida; Rosales; Rhamnaceae
Product: WAT1-related protein At3g18200
Exons: 7
Coding region: 593-1678 (361 amino acids)
Cellular component (GO): plasma membrane
Molecular function (GO): transmembrane transporter activity
Source: RefSeq, a predicted model, not a curated record
AAUCAUGAAAACCACAUGCCAACUUUGAUUCCUGCUGCAAGUUUCCCAAAACAAUCAAUCUAGAGAACACUCUCAUCCAUGAUUUUCAAUCCGAACCACCUAAUAAGUGAUAAUUUGUCCUUAUCAUAAUUAAUAUUUGGCAUCUAAAACAUUGCAUUUUCAACUAGACAAAAUUUCUUUGAUGAUGCUAAAUUCUGGAUAAAAUACUAUAACUAAGAUGUCUAUGUUAAUGCUAUGGGACUAUAAACAAUGAUCCAGACAAAUAUUAAGAAAAAAUAUAUAGAGAUACUGGUUUUUAUGGCCAGUGGAAAGAAAUUUGAGUUGGCCACUCUCUUAACUACCUGGCCAACAUGAUUUAAUUCAGUUUUGUCCCCCCAAAUAAAUUAUUGUCUACUCUCUAAAGUCAACAAAAAAUAGAGUAUAGGAUAAUAUUCAAAAAAUAUAUAAUUUUAUAUUACAUGCAAAACACAAAGCCUCUCCAUGCAUUAGAACCUUGUCAUAUAUUAUAAUGAUGAUUCUUCCAUGCAUGUAUAUAAACCAUCUCUUUGUGAUUGUAUUUGAAUCAUCCAAAGGAAGAAAUUGAUUUACAAAAAUGGGAAAAGGAAUGAUUUCUGAUAACAUGAAGCUUCUUCUGGGUUUGCUUCUUCUGCAACUCUGCUUUUCUGGGUUUCACAUUGUCUCUAGAGUUGCACUAAAUAUAGGCGUCAGCAAAGUUGUUUACCCAGUUUAUAGGAACAUUAUUGCCCUGAUCUUAUUGGGUCCUUCUGCUUAUUUUCUAGAGAAGAAUGAAAGACCACCUCUUACUAUCCCUUUGUUGGUUCAGUUCUUCCUCCUAGCAUUACUAGGGAUAACUGCAAACCAAGGAUUUUAUCUCCUGGGAUUGUACUAUGCAUCUCCAACUUUUGCUUCAGCAAUGCAAAACUCAGUCCCUGCGAUAACCUUCGUUAUGGCUUCUGCUUUAGGACUCGAGCAAGUUAGUAUCACAAGGAAAGAUGGGGUAGCAAAAGUUCUUGGAACCAUUGCGAGUGUAGGGGGUGCAACUGUAAUUACACUUUACAAAGGCCCUCCACUUUUGCCCCAGAGAGAAGAACAUGCUCAAGGAAAUAACAUGGCAGAGGGAAUAUCAGAAAACACAAACUGGACAUGGGGUUGUAUAUACCUUCUUGGCCACUGCUUAUCAUGGGCUGGUUGGAUGGUUUUUCAGGCUCCAGUGGUGAAAAAGUAUCCGGCGAAGCUCACACUCACUUCAUUUACAUGCUUCUUCGGAUUGAUCCAGUUUCUAGUCAUUGCAGCCUUUGUAGAAACUGAUUUCGAACAUUGGAAAAUCCAAUCAGGAGAGGAAAUAUUUACCAUCCUCUAUGCUGGAAUUGUGUCUUCCGGGAUUGUCAUUGCCCUCCAAACAUGGUGUAUUCACAAGGGUGGCCCUGUAUUUGUUGCUGUCUUCCAGCCCCUUCAGACCCUUUUAGUAGCUAUAAUGGCAACUCUAAUUCUACAUGAUCAAUUGUAUUCCGGGGGGAUAAUUGGUGCAGGUCUGAUCAUGCUAGGACUCUACUCUGUUUUAUGGGGUAAAAAUAAGGAAAACAGAGAAGCAAAUCAAGGGGAAUCAUUAACAAAGCUUCUUCUUGAUGAGGAAAGUGUAGAUAAAGAAGGUGGUGGAGUCAUGUCAGACAUACCUUGAUACACUCUUCUGCAUUAAUAUCAAUAUAUAUAUAUAUACAGUUCAUAGUUGGGAUCUUACAGGAUGUGGAGUUCCCACUAGUUGAGAUUUCCUCAACAUGUAAAUCUAACAAGCAUUUUCCUUUUCCUUUUUUUUUUUUUUUUUUAAAAAAAAAUGUUGUUAAAUUAUGUGUGUCUAGAUAAGCUGGAUUUGACCUCUAAAUGUAUGGACAAGAAGCAUAAUUCAGUGAAAAGUAGAUCAUAAACCCUGUCCUGGUCUGUUGGUGGGUUUCUGUAUCAUUGGAAGUUAAGCUUCAUGAAUUAUUUACUCCUUAAUGUUAGACUUAUAGUUCUUAUUCAAGAUGAUCAAAAAUAGAUGUUCAAAAAGCUGUUGGGUCUAAUAUCGAACUUCUCUCCACAUUAGUUAAAAGGGAGGAACGUCCAAUUGAUGGAACUUGGCGGGCAUGCUAACAUUUUUAUUUUUUAUUUUUUGGUCAAAGGUGGGUUUCUAUAUGUUCCUCUCCGGUUGCAUACAAAAUUACGGUGGCAGGGUUAAAUAUUAGAAUAAAUCUGAAGUGACUAAAUUUUUUUACCAAAAUCUUGAUAUUUAUAAUUUGAUAUUUUUUAAAUGGUUUACAUUCUCAUAAAUAUAGGAUAAUAUUAAUUUAACACCAUUAAAAAAUACUACAUGAUUGGUUAUCAAAAUUUUGAUAGAAAAAUAUGAUACAUGUAAUAUUGCUCUAAAUGUUAAUGUAUCAUACUGUCAUUCAAAAAUUUCCAACGCUAAUACAUUAUGGUAGCAACAAGCAAGUGGUCGUUUUAAAUAUUGAAUCAUUUCUUAGUUAUUUUGGUUCACAUGCAGAAUUUCAAAUAAAACCCUUCUGAUGAGCAAGAUGAGAAAAGCAAGAAAAAAAUACUAUUUAUCACCGUUGGUGAUCAUCAUCGAUGGAAAUCAUUUAUCAUUUAUCAAUGUAGCAAUUUAAUUGGCUAUCCUUACCCAUUCAUUUUUCCACAUUAAACUUUUAGCAUUAAAAAGUCAAAAUGACAUUAAACAUAACCAAUUAAUAAUUCCCAUUUGAACAUGAAUCCAAAGAGGCAUAAUGGCCUUUCCAUCCAAAAACAAGAGAGAUAUGUCAGCUUUUUUAAAUGACAAUUUAAACAGCCUAGUGACUAUUUUUUCUUUUAUUUUUUGGGUAAAUAGCCUAGUACUAUUUAAUCAAAGCCACAUUGUCAUUUAUCCUAAUAAAUCGCAAUAAAACAUACAGUACACAUACAUGUAAUGGGAAGAUACCACAUCCAGAGAUGAUGAAAAUUAACAAUGGCAACACAUAAUAGCAUAAACUGGCUGAAUUCAGCAUUUAUUUCUUUCAGUAGUCUUUAACAGUAAGAUUCAAUAUUUUCAAUAUCUAAUAGUUAAUUAAAUUUUCACCCAAGAACUUAGGAGACGAAAGCACUGUUGAAACCAGAUAGGAAAAACAAAAGGAAAGUAGAUACUGAAGCCUUUGCAUUUUGCUUCUGCAAGGAUUUUAGGCUUUAUUCUAUAAUGCUUAAGAACCAGUUCAAGGAAGGCCAUUACAAAGAAAUCCUACGUCCAUUUAUCAUUCUUAGAGGAAGCAACAAAAGUUCAAACCCCAUGAGUAUAGCUUUAUUUUAUAAUGCUUAAGUACCAGUUCAAAGAAAGCCAUUACCAAGAAAAUCCUAUGUCCAUUUCUCAUUCUUAGAGGAAGCAACAAAAAUUCGAACCCCACAUGUAUAGCUUAGUCGCCAUUUGCAUAAACCGUAAAAUACCUACUGAAACCUUCUUAAGCUACAUAGUAGUUGGUGGAGAAUCACCUAUAAAAUGAUAUCAAUAAUUCUAAACUCAAAUCUAUAAUUCUAACAUCAAAAGGGCACCAGCUUCAGAUAUCUAACCCUGAACUAGAGAAAACAAAUAAUAUCCUGAACUAGAGAAAACAAAUAAUAUUUUGUCAUCUUUAAUUUCUAAACUCUCACCCAGCUAAUAACUGCCAACUCAAAUGAAUGAAAACAUAUGAAAUUGUGACAAGAUAAACCAAGAGAAGAUAACAAGAAAUUUUGUUUGUUUCAUCUUUCUUUUCCUUUCAGUUCAGUUUGGUCGUUUACCAAAGUGGAAUUUAACAUGGCCUAAUUUUGCACAAGCAAUAGCGUAGAACAAGGCUGUAACAUUCGAAAGCCUUUCACACACAAUUUUACUUACUCCACACUAAAUGCAAAGGAUUAGUCAGCAGUAGUGGUAAAGUGUUUGUUUCUCUGAGUAAAAAUUUCUAGCUGUCAGCAAGGUAUUCUCAACAGAUAGAUAAAGAAAAGUCAUAUUAACAUGUAAUCAUCAAUGACAUGAAAGAGGAAGUCAAGUCGCCAGGAAUAAGCAUGGGAAAGCAACGUGCACAGCGCCAAAACUACCCCUCAGAUAGUAAAGAGAACAGACACCCUAUAUCCUUCAUUGUAAAGUUGGACUUCAGUUCAGGAACUAAGAUAAGCCCUGUAUUAUGAUGUUUUAAGAGACGUGAUAGGUAUUACAUUAUCACCAAAUUAAUAUCAUAAGCUUUAUAAUGUAAGCCUACAACCAAUCUUUCAGGAACUAAAAGAAUCUAAAAAUCCCAUAACACGAAAAUGGAAGACGUUAAAAAGUUUGAUU